Messenger RNA from Branchiostoma floridae (Florida lancelet), 5422 nucleotides. Its product is annotated as RAB11-binding protein RELCH homolog. Gene Ontology annotation, biological process: intracellular cholesterol transport. The coding region runs from base 197 to 3838 and encodes 1213 amino acids. The transcript has 28 exons. The record is from RefSeq and is a predicted model, not a curated record. Gene Ontology annotation, cellular component: recycling endosome; trans-Golgi network. Lineage: Eukaryota; Metazoa; Chordata; Leptocardii; Amphioxiformes; Branchiostomatidae. Gene Ontology annotation, molecular function: protein binding.
UGUUUUCCACCAUGUACCUAUGUAUCAUUUCAUCUUAGCUCCAGUAACUAGAGUAUCGUAUGAGAUAGGAAGUGAAUAUUAAGAGACUUUUGCAACUGUCCAUACUUGAAUGCAAGCCGGAUCUACUCCAGUCAUUGUACCGUUACUAGAAACUCCAUACAUAGCCUUUAAAAUCAGCUGACUUCCCAAGUUCAAAAUGGCGACCAAUCCGUUCAUGGAAUCGGACACGGAAGACCAAGAUUUACCGGGUCCUUUCGACGACACAUCGGACAGUAUAGACGACAAAAAUUCAGAGACGAUAGACGAGAGUCCAAAGGAGAUAACGCUCGACCUCGUGGCUCAUAAACUGCUAAAGGAGAAGUUUAUUUUGACGGCGCUAGAGCUUCACACGGAGCUGCUGGAAAGUGGUUGCGAACUGCCGCGACUGAGAGAUUUCUUCUCCAACCCAGGAAACUUCGAGACGCAGACGGUCCACACACAGCCAUCCUCCAACCUACACCGCACAUCCAGUGAACAAACAUUUGACUCUUUGGACUUUGCACGUUACUCAGAUGAUGGAGCCAAUCAGACAGAUGAGAGAGUGGCAGUGUUGGAGUUUGAGCUACGAAAGGCCAAGGAGACAAUCAAGGGACUACGGGCCAACCUGACAGAGGCAGCAGAAACAGACAUCCCAUCCCCCAUGGCCACUGAUGGGCAGAAGACAGAGACUCAGCAGGCAUCUUCUAAGGAGGAGCCAGUGAAGCCACAUGAGAAGCGAGCGCUGAAUUUCCUGGUGAAUGAGUACCUCCUGAAGCAGGACUUCAAGCUCACCUCCAUAACCUUCUCUGAUGAGUGUGAGGACCAGGACUUUGAAGACUGGGACGACGUAGGGCUCAACAUGCCGCAGCCACCAGAUGUCCUGCAUUUGUACCGGGACUACGGGAGCCACGUGGCGCCGACGCUGGACGUACGGGACUUCGGGUGUGGGGAGGACGUUGUGGAGGUGGAAGAGCCGGAGGAUGACCAGGAUCUGGAGAAAAUCCAGGAACUAGAAGAGGAAAAGGAAAGACUGGAUGCUGAGAUUAUAGCAUUAGGGGAUCAAAUAGCAUCACUUAAGGAGGAAAACGAUUCACUUUUAGGACAUGUUGCAACAUUAGAACGAGAUAUAGAAGCUUUGCAGACUCCAAAAUUCUCCACACCAGUGUCAACACCGAACAAGCAACUUCAAAGACCAGCAGCAGCUUUCGACUUGGACCCAAAUGUAGAUAUUAGGACUCCUCCCAUUGGCCAGUCUAGCACAAAUGAAGACAAUCAAGGAUCUAGAUUAACCAAUGGUAGAUCAGAAGACAGAACUGAAGCAGAUCAGGCUGGUCCUGAUGAGUUGGAGGAGUCGUUACAGGUCACUGUGGGGUCAGAGGGCGUGAGAGACAUAACCCUGGAUGUUACAGCAUCGGAGGGGGAGAGCAUGUUACAGGGAGAACUCAAGAAAUGGGACAUCCCCAAUAGAAAAAUGUCAGAAGCAUUCCGUAGGACGUUGAUAAGUAUGACACAAACUGUAGUGGACAACAGGUUAGGUAGUGAGGUGUCUAAGAUAGCAGGUUCAGGUGAAGGUGUGGUGAUGAUGCUGGCCAGGUGUCUCCCACACAUCGUACCCAAUGUGUUACUUGCCAAGAGAGAGGAACUGAUCCCACUGAUCCUGUGUACAGUAGCACUUCACCCUGAUGCAAAGGAGAGAGACAAACUCCUGCACAUCCUCUUCAACCUCAUCAAGAGACCUGAUGAGGAGCAGAGGCAGAUGAUCCUGAAUGGAUGUGUGACGUUUGCUGAGCAUGUGGGUCAGGAGCGGGUGGAGACAGAACUGCUGCCACAGUGUUGGGAACAGAUCAAUCAUAAAUAUGAAGAGAGAAGACUACUAGUGGCUGAGGCCUGUGGAACUUUGGCUCCAUUCUUACCGAGUGAGAUCCGCAGCUCCCUGGUGCUGUCCAUGCUGCAGCAGAUGCUGUCAGACGACAAGUCUGAUCUGGUGCGAGAGUCGGUGGCAAAGAGCCUGGGGCUCAUCACUGCCUAUAUAGAUGAUGUAGACAAGUACUCACAGGGUUCAGAACUGCUGCACCUGGCGAUGUGUGAUGCCUCGGAGAGAGUGGUGGGUGCAGCUCAGCAGGUGUUCCUGCCUGCCCUGGCCGCCUGGGCUGAUGAGCUGGACAGGCUACACACUGACCUCAUACAUGGCAUGAUGACCAGGCUGGAACAUCUAGUCAAGGCUGCAGUAAGAGUAAAGCCCAUGAACCAGUUGUUAGCUGGUUCUGCUGCAUCUGUGAACCAAACCGGUGGUGAGACAACAAUAGGGCUGGAUGAGACCAGGUUUAACCUGUAUGUGUCCACCCUGGAUGCCAUGGUCCCCGCCCUGUUUGCUGCCGUGCUGCAGUCUGCACCUUUCGCACAGGAGGAAAACCUGACGUGUAGAGAUGUCGAGGUGUCCAGGUUCCCUAUGGGCUCCUCCCCACUCCAUGACAUCGCGACCAUCAUCGGCGACCACACCCAGCUGGCAGCUCUUGUUACUGCGUACGAUGACAUGGUGGAGCAGGAGGACUUCCCUGCAUGGGAAACACUACAGUGGGUGUCUGAGGAAUUUGUGCCCAGACUAGUACAGCUGACAGGCAGCCUGGACGUGACCCUGACCUCCUGUAUCCACAACCUGGCCAGGCUAUUCCACAAAAUCUGCAGAACAUUCGGAAGAAUAUUCACUGAGAAAAAGUUGAAGCCACAAUUCCAGACAAUUUUAAAGAUUCCAGAGGAACAAAUAGAUCGAGAGAUCCUGUCAGGCCGAACGGCGCUCACACGUGCCACAGUACCAUUGUACGCAGCCGGGGUGCUGGCAGUCUUCCAUCAGGAGUCAGACAGAAAACAACUGAUCAAGUUCAUGCAAGACAUCCUGACAACCCUGUCCCUCUCCCAUGCACCCCUGGACAGCAUUCAAGCAGCAUUCCUGGAACUAGGUCACACAGGCAGUCUUUCCCUCAGGUCGGACGCCGUGUACCACGAGUCCCUGCUGACCGUACUGUGGGACGGCGUCGUCCACACCUCCGCUUUAGUACGGGCAUCGGCGGCCAGAAUGUUUGAGAUGCUGAUUAAGGGUGUACAGGAGACCCUGGUGUCCAUGCGAGUGGUGCCUGCUCUUAUCACUCUGUCUACAGACCCAGAAAUGUCUGUCCGUAUAGCGACCAUCCCAGCCUUCGGCACCAUCAUGGAGAGUAUCACCCAGAAGGAGACUCUGGACCGUGUGCACAUGCAGUUCCAGCAGUUCCUGGAUGACCCACAGUACCGUGAGCAGCACACGCUUCACGUGGAGAUCAUCAGGACCUUCGCACGCAUCGGCCCCAACGCUGAACCAAAGUUUCGGGAUGAAUUUGUGUUACCACGUCUGGCCAUCAUGGCUGGGAACAACAACCUGAUGAUUAACGAGACCAAGAGAACAGACAUCGCCAUGCAGCUGUUCGAGGCCUUCACGGCCAUGUCAUGUUGCUUUAUCUCUGAUGACCUGAUUAACCAGUGCAUGUUGCCCGGCCUGAGGUGUCUGAGACAGGACAUGGAGCACAUCGCUCCCCAGCACCAAGUAGGACACUUCUUCUGUGUGGGCAGGGAGGUGGUUGCAUCAAUGAUUAAGGAGUAUGAGAUGAAGGUAGACAGCAGGGUUCCCUACGACAGCAGCGUCCCGGUGGGCGCCAGUCUCGGAAACCUGGCGGCCGCCAUGUCCAGCGAAGACGCCAAGACAAAACUGCUCAGCAAGCUGGGACAACUUAAGGACAAGUCGUCAGUACAGGGUACCAAGAUAGCCAGCAUGUUCCACAGGAAGAAGUGAGAUGGAAUUUUCUUCUUCAGUUUCAUACAGCUUUCAAGGCUUCAAAUGCACAAUAGUUAUUACUUUGACCAUUUAGUACUUAAUCUACGAUUGUAGUUUAAAUGUCAGACAUACUCACCAAGAACACGUAGCAAUUUUGAAGUUGCCUUCAAAGAGCUUACAAGUUAUCACAUACAUAAUGUAACUAUGCCUUUUGUAAACUAAAGUUGACACUCCCACCCCACCUAUACUGGUAAUGCAAAUAAAAACAACUAACAUUCCUUGAAUGAUACUGUAUAGAGUUCUUAAUUAUGUGAAUCUAGUUAUGCAUAACACUGUCAUGUUUCAGAAUUGCUUUGCUUUGAGAUUACUUUUGUCUUGUAUAGGAGGCAGUUAAAACAUUAUCUAGAUGUUGUCAAAUGUAAACAAUGGUCAUGAAUUGUGUCAGAGAUGGUCUUACUGAGAUAUAUACAAAACAUGUUGAUUAAUGAAAUGCACUCUAAUACUGUAAUAUACUGCAAGCCUGUAGAGUUAGCCAGAACUGAUGUCCUAACUUCUUACUGUGUACAUUGUUAGCAUGUAAGUAGAGAUUACAGAGAAACAUUCAUAGAGUAGUGAUGGUAUACCACCUCUUGUGAUUAUUUUAGGUGCUAGUCAGUGUUUAGAGAGCUUUUUGAGCAGAACAGUUGUGAUGCCAUUCCAAUGUUUGUAUCACAAAGGAAAAAUAUCAGGGAAAAUUAAUGUGUCCAAGAAGUAGGGCUGUCUAUGUAGAACACAUAUAAGACAACACAGCAAGAUACUCACAAUCUAAUGUCAUAGUAUAGAACGUCUCACAUAGUCCAGUCUGUUGUAUCGCAAGGUUUUGUAUUAUGUUGGAUAGAUAUUUAACUAAAGGGCAUGUUCUUCUUACUCGAAUGAAAAAAAAUUGUAAUUGUUAUAUUCUUCUUGUUGUUGCUUUUGUCAUCAUAUUUUUUUCCAUUUGUAAAUGAUAUUGGUGAGCCUCCUUGAAACAUUUUGUUUGAAACCUAUGUUCAGAAAGUCAAAACAACAACAACAAGUGCAAUGCAAGCAAUAAAAACACAGCAUUGUGAUAUCUAUCCCUCAAUUUGUACAUUAAAUAAUGUAAUGCAAUGUAGUUGAGAAUAUUGAGGAAAGAUACUCUUAAGAAGUUAAGUAUAGGUUAGCUAAAUAUCAAUUCUUUGUAUGUCUUCACCAGGAAAAAAGUCAGCCAUAUGUAUAUAAAUGUGUUGUAUUGUGAAUGAUAUGUAUUCAGCCUGGAAAAAAAUAGUUAUGAUCCAAAAACAUAUCCACAAACAGUCAAAACCAGCAUGUUUAAGUUACCUCUAUUGUUUGUAUAGUACUCUGCAAACAAACGAGGUAACUAUUGGUUUGCGUUAAGUGAAUGUUGACAGUGAUUUAUAUUUUCAAAAGUUAUUACAUGUAUUCAUGCAAUAGUGUUCCUUCUCUGCAGUUUAUCUACUCUUUUAGUUUAAAAAUGAUUCUGUAGUCAUUGAUCCCACAAAACUAACAGAAGUCAAAGGUCAUUGAUGGUUUUAUAUGUUUGUACAUAUAUGAGUAAGUCUCUUUAUUUUGUGUACAACAAUA